GAUCCAAUAUCAAUUCACAAUAUUUAUCAAAUUAAUUAUCCCGGUUCAAAGGUUAAUAAGUAGCACGCUAUCACUGAAACGUGUUCCUUCAUUCACUUCUGAACAUGACUGCGGCACCAGAAACCGUUGAAAUGACGGUGAAACACCACAGCCCAGCUAAGUUAGGUUUAAUGCAGUUUCUGGCUGGUGGUUGUGCUGGCUUUGUGGAGGUAUCCAUAAUGCAUCCGUUAGACUUAAUCAAAACAAGAUUUCAAAUACAGAGAGGACCAGAUGAUCCACACAGAUACACCUCACUAGCAGAUUGUUUUAAAAAAAUGUACAGACAAGAAGGUGCCUUAUCCUUUUAUAAAGGUAUAUUACCACCGCUGUGUGCAGAGAUGCCGAAGAGAGCUGUAAAAUUCUUCACAUUUGAGCAGUAUAAAACAAUGUAUUCAUAUAAUUCAUUCUUAUCUCAAGGUGUGGUAUUUACAUUGGCAGGUCUUUCAUCAGGCCUCACAGAAGCUGUCAUUAUAAAUCCUUUUGAAGUGGUAAAAGUUAAAUUACAAUCAGAAAGGGGGACAAUUUCUCAGCAAAAAAGUACCUAUGCUACAGCAAGAGAAAUAAUCAAUCAGCAUGGUGUGAGAUAUUUUGCUGGCAAGGGAAUGACAGCAACCCUAGGACGUCAUGGUGUUUUCAAUAUGAUCUACUUUAGUUUUUAUCAUAAUGUUAAAGGCAUUGUUCCACAAUAUGAGGAUCCAGUUACAGAAUUCUGUAGAAAGUUUGUGAUUGGUUUAAUUGCUGGUACUCUGGCUUCCUGUAUAAACAUUCCAUUUGAUGUUGCUAAGAGUCGUAUCCAAGGACCUCAACCAGUACCAGGACAAAUUAAAUAUAGCAGUUGUUUUGCUACUAUGCUUACAAUAUAUAGAGAAGAAGGAUAUCUUGCUUUAUAUAAAGGACUACUUCCAAAAGUAUUACGAUUAGGACCAGGUGGCGCCAUAAUGUUGCUGGUCAAUGAACAUGCAUUUGAAUGGAUGAAAAAGAACUUUUAGAGAUACAGUGAUGAUAUGGAUGAACUAUGGGCUUUCAUUUACACUAAAAAAAACUUUUUUAUUGUAAGAAAAGUUUAAUAUAAUUUCUACUUGUACAUUUGUGUGGAAUUGCAUUUACUUAUCUUAAAAUGUUUUUGUAAUUGGUAGCUUUUAUUAUACUGCAGGUGCAGCAAAUCCAGUACUUUUUGUAAGCAGUAGAUUUUAUAUCAUAGAUACAAUUGUUAAGAGUUUAUACUUAGUACAUACGUCUCACAGAACACUUUGUAAAUUUUUUGUAAUUUUCAUUUAUUCUGAGCAUAAAUGUUGACAUAGGGUCUGUGAAAAGUUUAUGUUUUUUUUUUUUAAAUUGUCCUUUAUUACUCAGGAUCAUGAAAAAGCUUCAUUUUUAUAAUUUUAUUUUGCUAGCCCUAAGAAAGGAUACAGCAAAAACCUUUACCACCACACUGAGUGCUACAUCAAUUAUUUCCUAUAUAAAAACAUACUUUUGGACAUUGUUUCCUUUCUUUUCCUAAAGUCCUAAACGUUAUUACCUGUAAUUGGUAUUCAUUUUUUUUUGGUAUUCAGUUUUCAUCAAGAGAAGGAGAUAUAAACAGUAGACAGAAUAUUUAUUUUUAUUAAGAUAAAGAGCGAAAAAUAUUUUAACAUGCUGUGAAUUUAAUACAUCUAAAACUUGGUAACUAUAUUUCUAGGAAACUUGUAAAAAGGUGAAACAUUUUUGUCAUGAUUUAGUACAACCUGCAAAACAUAGCCAUACUUCAUCUUGGAAGUUUUUUCAGCAACUGUCAAGAUAAAGAACAACAAUUAAAUUAUUAUUUUUUACUAUGUCCAGAAAUUGCUGUCUCAUGUAUUUUCAAUACUAUAUCUUUUAUUUUCUAUUUUAAAGAUUGUUAUCCAUGUGAUAUGCGAGAAAAAAUAUACAUAGUGCUGCUUUUGCUUCUGAGCAUAGCUGAUCAUGUUGUUGUUUUGUUCAUUUCCCGUAUUCAAGAUUUACAAACAUAUACAUGUAGAUAGUAUUCAAUUGUAACUGGCCUUUAAGUGUUCGUCUAUUCAAUCAACUGUGUCGCCUAGUGUUUUCAAAGUUCAAGAUUGUAUCAAUCAUAUUCAAUCGUUACAAUGUCCUAUUCAAUCUUUAAAAUCAUUUGAAAAUGUUGAUCCAUUUCAUUCAAUGAACUGUAUCUUCUGAUGUUCAAGGGUCACAAUAUAUCUUAACUAUUGAGGUUUUGUAAUUUUGAUUUUAACAGAUUUUUAAGUUGACAAUCAAUGUUAAAAUUGGAAAGUCCCUUAUCGACUGGCAAAAUCAAAAGCUCAAACACAUCAAACAAAUGGACAAUCAAUUAAUUAUUAAUUUUUAUUGUCCUGAUAUGCAUAACUUAUUUUCCGUGACAAGAUUUUUUAAACACCAAAUUCAUCAUUGCAUCACCUAGAUAAAUAUUGUUCAAAUUACAUUCCAAACAUGGGAGAUAACUCACAGUUAAUGUGUAGUUUAAAUUGAUUAAAGCUUUUGUAGUCUUCAUCACUAUACAUGUACCAGAGACAUAAAAUACAUAUAAUAAAAUUGUAUUAUAUUUCUCUGCAUGUACUUAGUUAUAACCACCAAAAUCAGUUACUUUAUGAUGAUAUUAUAAUAUCAUUUUUUUUUCAAUUUUUGUGUUUAUUGCUGUGAGCAUUUAUUAAAUUUCAGUGUAUGUGUAGAUAAUAUAAUAUGAUUAUUAUUUCUGUAUUUUAAAGGCAGCAGUUCUUAAAAUGUACAUACAUUUUACUUACAAUAUUUUUAUUCUAAAAAUAGAAAUUGAUUUAGUUUAGUUCACAAGAUUAGUAUCAGCCUUAAGACUAUUUCACUUUGAUGUUUUGUACUAAAUAUGUUUAAAAAAUGGGUGUUUUAAGAGCCAUUACUUGAAGCACUGGACAAAGAGAGAUACACAAUGUACAUGCAAACAUCUUUAACCAUACUUAAAUUACAUCAGCUUCUUUAAAAAACAUAUAUCUUGGGGGAAAAAUAGUUCAUGAGGCUGUUGUUCAUUUGUCCACCUGCAGUUUUGACAGUCACACCAUUAGCUCUUUGCAUGGUAGUUGUUGUGGACAGUUUAGUAUCUGUUUUAUCAAAUUUCUGUUAAAGAUAAAUAUUUGAAGAGUUACUUUUUUUAUAACGGUUUUUGAUUGGUGUGUUGUUGAUAUUGUUUUUGUUUUCUUUUUAGGUGGUUUGUUAUGUUAUGCAAUCAUAUCUUUGAUGAUUGUUCAAGUUAAAUGACUGGGUUUUUUCUUAAUGAAUAUCUUUAAUUUAAUUUUGUUCUAUCUAUUUAUUUAUGAGCAAUACCCUUUGUUUUGUUUUUAUUUGUAUUUAUUCUAAUACACACAAUGUACUGGGUUGUUAAAGUUGUAAAUAUUUUUUUAGAGAAGAAUAAAAUUAUUGUGAUAUUUUAUAGGUCACUCAGAUAUAGAUGUGAUAAAGCCAUAUUUGUUAUGUUGUUAAAGCUAUUUGGAACAAUAUUUUUUUUCAAUUGAUAUUGUAUGAUACUGUAUAAUCAUUUUGAAUUUAAAAAAGAUUUGCUUUGGAAAUUUAUUUUAUUUAUUGCAUGCAGAAAAUAUUUUUCAAGAAAUGUAAUUUAUAUCAAAGUUUUUGAACAAUAUGGUGAAAAUAUCUGAGUUAUUGUUGAAAAACUUGUAAGCAAAGUCUAUUAAAUAGUGUAAGUGUAAGAGUGAGUCACAGAUUUGUUAGGAAUAUUAGAUAUAAAUAAGUCAGAGAAUUGUGACUAAAAAGAUAGGUCUAAUUACUAUACAUCUUUUAGUUUAGAUAUAUAAAGAUUUUUUUGCUUUUUAAGAGAUACUCACUGAGUGUUCAACUAUUUCAUUACUACAUUUACACGGAAAAUAUAGAGAUUUGAGAAUUUGUUUAUAUAAGAAAUGCAAUAUUGUUUUGAUAUUUUAAAAUUUAGUAUACACUGUAUUUUAAUGCCUGACUAUUGAUAUUAAAGGGGAAUUAAACAUC
Messenger RNA from Mytilus trossulus (common blue mussel), 4014 nucleotides. RefSeq names its product mitochondrial 2-oxodicarboxylate carrier-like. The coding region runs from base 105 to 1028 and encodes 307 amino acids. Gene Ontology annotation, biological process: transmembrane transport. The record is from RefSeq and is a predicted model, not a curated record. NCBI's taxonomy places the organism in Eukaryota, Metazoa, Mollusca, Bivalvia, Mytilida, Mytilidae. The transcript is spliced from 8 exons.